GUGUGCGACCGCCCAGCCCUGCCCGCAGCGGCCGAGCCAUGCUGGGAGUGCUGUAGCCGAGCCGGAGAUGGACGGUGUCAGCAGCAACAGGAACAUGUCUUACAGUAGAUGGAGUUACAACAGUGUUCUGGAUGAUGAGGGGAGCAGCUUGCGUCAGCAGAAGCUUGACAGACAGAGAGCACUGCUGGAACAGAAGCAGAAGAAGAAGCGCCAGGAGCCACUGAUGGUUCAGUCCAAUGUGGACAGCCGGGCAAGGACGCGCAGGGCGAAGCAUUCGGAGGAGCAGGCCCCGCUGGUGGAAUCCUAUCUCAACAGCAACAGCAGCACUAUAUAUCAUGCAGUGCAGGAGGCUGAACAGGAAGAUGUAAAGGUGGUAGUGGAUGCCCAAGCUCCGAAACCAACUAAAAAAACCAAGGCAGCAGCUGCGAGCUGUCAGAGCAGCAGCACCAGAAAGGAGAAAAAAGGGAAACACAAAGGGAUUGAUGGCCCAGCUGCUUUUCAAGAUGAUGUUCAGAAGAUUGGAAGUCAAGUGCAGAUUCUCACUGUUGGACAGUCUAGCCAUGAUGAAGAUGAUGGUGAGAAAGUGGCUACUGGCCAACAGCAAAGCAAGCAAGAACUUAGAACAGCAAUGCAGAAAAAAGAUCCCCAUGCAAAUACAUCCUGGUCCUCUUCCACCUCCCAAUCCAGCCUUGUCGCCCUGGAUCAUGUUCCUGGCAUUUCAAGUAGCAUGAAUUUUGAUGAGGAAGAAGAUGAGGAGGAUGAAGACAGCUCCAGUUCUUCACAGUUAAACAGUAAUACCCGGCCUGGUUCUGCCACAAGCAAGAAAUCCAAUAAGGAAGCGGCCUCAGCCCCUAGUCCUCCCACAAAUGAGCCUCUCAUAGAUGUGGAUGACCUGGAGGAGUUUGCUGUCAGACCUGCCCCACAGGGGGUCACUGUCAAGUGCAGGAUCACAAGAGACAAGAAGGGAAUGGACCGAGGGAUGUACCCUACUUAUUACCUCCACUUGGAAAGGGAGCAUGGUAAAAAGGUGUUUCUGUUGGCUGGAAGGAAACGAAAGAAGAGUAAAACCUCUAAUUACCUCAUCUCUAUAGACCCAACUGACCUGUCUCGCGGUGGAGAGAGUUUUAUUGGAAAACUGAGAUCAAAUCUUAUGGGAACUAAGUUUACAGUUUAUGACAAUGGAGUAAAUCCAAUGAAAACAACAUCCAGCCUGGAGGCAAGUACCCUGCGUCAGGAGCUAGCUGCUAUUUGUUACGAAACAAAUGUCCUGGGGUUUAAAGGACCUCGUAAAAUGAGCGUGAUCAUACCAGGAAUGAACAUGGAUCAUGAAAGAGUUUCCAUCAGGCCACGAAAUGAACAUGAGACACUUCUUGCAAGGUGGCAGAACAAAAAUACAGAGAGUGUCAUUGAGCUGCACAACAAAACACCGGUCUGGAAUGAUGACACCCAGUCCUAUGUUCUGAAUUUCCAUGGUCGAGUCACCCAGGCCUCAGUGAAGAACUUCCAGAUUAUCCAUGAUAAUGACCCUGACUACAUCGUGAUGCAGUUUGGCCGCGUGGCUGAGGAUGUGUUCACCAUGGACUACAACUACCCGAUGUGUGCACUACAAGCCUUUUCCAUUGCCCUUUCCAGUUUUGACAGCAAGCUGGCUUGUGAGUAAAGGGGCGUGGGUGAGCAUCCUCUCGAAGGAAGUAGUUUGCCAUAUGAUUCCCAGUUCCUGCUGAUGUCGCUUACGGUCCUUACUAAAAAGGUCAGGGGAAAACGCAGUUGUGGAGGACCAUUCUGUUGCUGAAGACAAAGUAAAAGGAAAUCUUCUAAAAAUUCAGAACAUUCAGGAAAUUUUAUUUUCCCGUUUUUUUUGUUGCUGUUCCUGUCAUAUUUUUCUGGAAGUGACAUCAAGUUUUUGUAAACAGGAGUUGUCUCUCACGUCCCUGGUUAUGUUAUGGAUGUGUGCCAUGAUGUACUGUACCGUGGCUCCAGUAGCACCAUGACAGUGGUGUCUUUUUUUAAAAUCCAGGAAGGGCGUGAGCGCUCCAAAAGUUUCUUUUUACAUUUAAGAAUCAUUCUGAGGCUGCAAUCGUACCUCAAGGUUGCAUUCCUGCAUCAACUAAUCAGAGCUUCACAUCAUCCUGCGUAAGAGAAAGAUGAGGAAAAAAGAUGCACUUUUUUUUUUUUUGAUUGUGCAAGGAUCUCUUGUAGUGUAAAGCUGAGUCUGAAGGUUGAGAACCUCAACUGGACUGAACUUGAUUCAUUACUAUUGUACAUGUAGUAGGGCAUGAUGAAUUUUAACUGCAGUAGGAGGAAAUGGAGAAGUGGAAAGCACAAAAUAAUGUUGCACAAGUCACUUGAAUUCUAAGCUGUCAUUAUGUUUUAACAUCUACAUGCUUUUUAAUUUGUUUCAAAUGGAAAUAUAUUUGCAGUACAGAAAGGGAAAAGGAAAACAUCUUGAUGCCAAGAAAGCAUAACUUAUGUUCAAUUUGGCAUUUUGUGGGCUGGGAAUUUAUAUCCUAGUAUUGCUGUGGUAAUUCAAACAUAUUUUGUAUGGAGUGAUAUAAGCAAUUGGAUAAAGGCACUCUGAAGAGAAUCUUAUUAUUUUGAACAGGCUGUGUAAAGCUGAGGAAGGUAAAUGGAAAUAUUUUAUUAAAUUUGUCUGGCCUUUUGAGCUUUUACAAUUUGUUGAUUGCAUUUUUUGAACUUUGAGCAACAACCACUUUUCAUAUUUAUUUCCCAUUGUAAGAAUGCUUGAAAUCGAUUGAAACUGUGUAUACUGUUCUCUGAUGUAAACGUGCCAGCUACUGAGCUAAAUCCUUCUAGGCAAAUCUAGUGUAUGCUGCAUACAAAUGUGACACUGGCAGGACACAGAAUAGCUUAAAACAGUGCAGAUUUUGCCUUUCCUUUUUUCUGAUCUAUCUGGGAUAUAUAAACAAAUAACAUUUCGAAACAAAACACAAGCAAAGAACAAGCCAUUGUUAUCUUCUCUUGUGAACAUUUCAAAAGCCAGGAGCUGCAGCUUGAAACUACCUUGUAUAACAUCCUUAAAAAUAAUGGUCAUGCUACCAUUGUUCUGUGCAAUGUUGUCCAGAAUGGCACACAGAGCAAUAGAAUUCAUACGUUCACCAGAAGGGUGUAAAAAUGCAAGUGAAGUAGUAGCUGUGUUUUAUACUGUGGGUGUUCAGGCCCUCCUUUUUAUUCCUUAUCAACUCUUGCACUGCAGAAACAGAGAUUAUCCAAUGUAAUCUGAUUGUCUCAUAGUUGACAGGCCCUUUUUGAUUGUAGGGGACAGGCCAUGAAACUCUCCUCAAGGUCGUGCCAUUUGGACUGCAUCAUUCCAACUAAAAAAAGAAAUAUGCUCUCUUCACCUUUGCCUUCAGCUCUCCUUCCCAGUAUACAGGCAAAGGAAUUUCAGAUAAGAGAUGAAAACAAAUAAUUGCCAGCAUUUUUUCUAAUCUUUUUAACAAUCCAUGGGAAGAAGGUCUGCUGGCUUUAAACAGUGUUUUGUUGAAAGACUCAGCAUGUCAAAUAUUAUCUUUAAUUAACAGGAAGCUUUUUCUCUCCCCCCCCCCCCCAUCUUUUUGCAAGGAGCCUUUCCAUGCAGUGGUAUAAAAUGGAAAGACACCUUUUGUUUGAGUGAAACAAGCAUCGGUUCCCUCCAUGAUUGAUUGAAGUGCUGAGUCACGAGCUGCAGGGUGAUACUUUGGCUUCGGGUGCUUUGUUUGCCUCUGUCGCUGGUAGUUUCCCACAGUUUCACAUCCUCAUCUGUCAUCUCACUUCAGAGUUAACAGAGAAGGCCCUUAGGUCUCUGCUUACCUCAUGCCAGCCUUUAAAAACUAGCUCCAGUGACCACCAGAAUUUUUUGUUUGGACUACUGCAAAACCAAUCAGGAAUUCCCAAUGCUGGUAUUUAGGUGUGAUGUGGAUUUUGAGAACUCUGCAGCAUGGGAAUGGCUGGAUCUGCAUGGUUUGAAUUCUGUGCCUUGCCAGUCAAAUGCUUACUUUAGAGCCUGAGAAAGUGGCACCUGACACAGUUUUCUGCCUCUGUCCGUGCACAACACUGUGUCAAAGGAACCGAGCGUCUCGUGGUGCAAGUACACAAUCUGCUGGCCUUAGUGGUGGAGUUGGUUUAGGAAGGGUUAUUUUUAACCCAGAUCAUAACAAUGGUCUGACUCAUACCAUGACCCCCCCAGGGAACUGGCAUGAAAGGAAACUCAUGUGCAGUGAACUCCUGCACAAGGGUGAGAAUGAGGGGCUGGGGAAAGGCUGCAAGUUCAGCUUCUUGGGACAACCUUGCUGCCAGCACAUUGUGUAACUUCACUCUCACUGCAUGUUCUUCCCAGCCAGGUAUUUUUUUUUUAACCUGUAACCAUGCCAGGAGGAAAGUGAUGACUCAAAUUCCCAUCAUCUUAACAGAAUCGUACAGGGCAAUCAGCCAACGAGCUGCUGAGGGAAAAACUCCCCACAAUAAAUUGAGGUCACUAGAGGGGGAUGUUAACCUGGGAGUAAGAAUGAGGAACUCUCAUUAAAUCUGGUUCAGUUAGAAUACGAUUUGUUCCUAAUGCCCUUUGCCAAAACUCUAAUUCCUCACUAUUGUUGAGCAAGGCUACUCUUGUUAUUUGAUUCACUCUUCCUUUGCUAUCUGCUCUGGAAGCAGUUUCAAAGAUUAAUUUUGAAUCUGUAUAAUUUCUGAUGGAUAAUUUUUGCUGGAUGUUUUCUGGUGGAGGUCACAUGCAAAGUGAUACCAAAAGCUUUCCAGCACAUCUCUAAAUUUUGUCCUCCUGAUGUGGAAAAGUCAAACCAGGUUCUGUCUUAGCGUAGAGUCGUACCUGAAAUUACAUUUUCCUCAUGAAGUUGCAUUUUCUUCCCCAUCAGUAAUAAAAUCUUGGUACUAGUAAGUAUUUUCAGAGACAGGUGCACACUGAAGUAACCAAGGAGUAGUUAGUGAUACACUCCUGUUCAUAACAUCUGCUGGACCUGCAUUCAGUGUGCAGCAGGGCAUAACCUUGUUUACUCAGUGUGACAAAGAACAGAAUGGCCCCAAGCUGUGUAUUUCCUUCACACAGUCUUAGUGAAUGUUUGGAUACAGUAGAUUUAAUGUUAUUUAAAAUCCCAGUAUAGAUGAUUUUUCGCAGCUGCUGUUGAUUUUGGCAGAGUUGUAAACAAAUUCCUUGCCUGAAUUGCUUAUGGGCAAAUACUGCAUGCUUUAAUGAGAGUUCUUAAUCUAACUUGUCACUCUGUUUACAUCAAACAGUUUCUUCCUGGCCCUUUAUCUAAUUUUCUUCAUCUCUGAUGUUCUGUUCCUUCUCAUUCUCUUUACAAUUCCUUAAUCUGCUCUUCAAGGAUGUGCAACUCAAAAGUGUUUGACAAUAUUGCUCAGUGAUCUCUCCACAGAUGAAUAAUGCCUUUGGUGCGCAUUCAGUGAUGCUCCUACAAUAGAAGCCUUAUCAGAGGGGUGAAUUUGGCCCUUUGGCUUUUCAGGAGAGUAAAUUAACACAUUAAAAGGUAGCAGAUAAAAAAGCUUGCCUAAAAUAUAAUCUGAAUUUUUCUCAGUAAACAUUCAGUUUCCAAACCAUUGGUUGCAAAUCAAUGAGCAGAGCUGUCCACAAGCCUGGAGGCAGGCUGUUAAAGUCCCUUUGUAGUUCUGCCUUAUUUUUCCUUUUUUUUUUUUUUUUUUUUUUUUUCCAAAAGAUUGGAAGCGAUAUUGUGAGCUGAAAUGUGUUGGUGGCCUAAAAUAGUUUAUUUUUUAGAAGCUAGGCAUCACUCUGUUCCUUUUGUAGGAAAAUAUAUGGCACAUAAAACAGUAAUGUCAGGCUCUUGUUAUGAAUUCUGCUGUUAAGAAAUCAGUAAGAACAGUUUUGUAAUAAUUACUGGGCAAAUCUCUUGCUAUUCAAGUUGCCUUACAAUAGAGCUGGAGUUCCCAACUGGCUAUCCUCAUGAGGUCCUAGCACUGAAGGAAGAGUUGGAGUGAAAAGGCUCUGUAAUAAAAUCUGGUGACUGCACAAUUGAAAAAUAUUAUUGUGGAGUCAAAUGACACCACAGAGUUUCACUGGUCAUGGGGAACCAAUGCCAUCAAUUCAAACUUUCUGAGGUUUUGUUCCUUUGUGGUGAACAAAGGAGGGGCUUUAAACAAGAAGAGACACCAGUGAGCUCUCCAAAAGUAUUGGGCAUUAGACCUGCUUUUCUGCUAUUAAAAUCUUACUCCUAUCUGGGUGAUUCCUAUUAAAAAAAAACCAGAAAAUCAAUCCAGUCCUUACUAUGGAAAAUCAUUCUUUGUUCUUAUAUCAUAGUUUUUUCCAAAUUUUAUUAUUAAUUAAUUUGUAAUUUCACAGGAGGCUAAAACAAGGAUGGGGAAAGAAGAGUUUUUGCCCUGAAGGGAUGAUGAGUCUAGACCAAUAUCAGAUUAUUUUGUGUUUGUUUAUUGUAGUAGGACAGGACAGGGGGUUGCCUGAUGUUCUGGGCAGAGAAGGUUUCUCCUAAUGUAUUGCAGGCGUCAGAGGGAAGAUUUUGGGUUUGAUCCUGUGGCAUACUAACUAUUUGCCCCAUACUAUCCCAUUGACCUCCUAAAACAUCAUUUGUGAGAUUUGUUCCUGCUUUUACAGAAGCCUGUGCUCACCAAUCAGGUGUCUUUGCUUGGCAAUUAAGGAAAGCACAGCAGUCACCUUUAUUAGAAUUAUGGGCUGAUGACUCAGAUUUCUCAAAAAGGCCUCAUUUUGAUUACUAGAAUAAAGUAGUUUUAUACAUAUAAGUCUUACAGUAGAGUUAAUCUAACUGUAGGUGCAGGCUUCUCUUGUAUGUGCUACUUAAUGGAAUCAGGUUCCUGUUGUUCCUCGUGUACAAAAAGUACCUUCUAGGGUUCUGCUCUGUAAGUGUUUGGAAUUAAUUAUGUAGAUAUUCUUCAGUUCUUUUUGUUGCUCGCCAAGGAACUAAGAAAAGAAUUUGCACAACUAUCGCAAUGCUUUGGUGUUUUGCUAUGAACUAUAGCUCAGUAGCUGAUACUCACAAAUGCCUGUAUAUUGGAUGAAACCACAUUAAAACUUAUUUUGUAUGUUGUAUUUUAUUUAACUGCCUAUACAUUUUCGACUCCCCUUUUUCAGUAAGGGUAUGUUUAUCUAUACCUUCACAGAGAAGACUUGAAUUAAAUGACUUUCCUGAAACUCUUUAAUGGAACCAGUACUCUGGUUUGCUGAAUGGCUCUAGGAAGAGAACACUGUUCAGAUGAAUUAUGCGUACAUUUUUGAGAAAAAACCUUCCCUAUUCACAUCAUAAUUGGAUUAUAUAAUAACACUGGAAGCUUAUCAUGGUUUUAUUUAAGUCUGCAAUGGCAGUUUGAAAAUUCUCUGACAAAAGCUUGUUAAGCACAUGAACCGUAACAUAGUCCUACUUGAGAGUCAGAACCUCACAAGGACCUUGAAUACUCAUGAUCUAUUCUGUGCUUGGGUACAG
Hirundo rustica (Barn swallow) is the source of this 7436-nucleotide messenger RNA. RefSeq names its product TUB bipartite transcription factor (gene TUB). The transcript is spliced from 13 exons. Gene Ontology annotation, biological process: protein localization to cilium. NCBI's taxonomy places the organism in Eukaryota, Metazoa, Chordata, Aves, Passeriformes, Hirundinidae. The record is from RefSeq and is a predicted model, not a curated record. Bases 68 to 1660 code for a protein of 530 amino acids. Gene Ontology annotation, cellular component: cilium.